Messenger RNA from Paramuricea clavata, 8010 nucleotides. The record is from the annotation of a GenBank genome assembly. Lineage: Eukaryota; Metazoa; Cnidaria; Anthozoa; Malacalcyonacea; Plexauridae.
GUUAAACAACUCAAUCAAGUGGGCAUCCCGUUGGGAUUACAUUUUGGAAUCCACACCGCAUAAAAGUAUCCAAUGGUUCAGGUUCGUAUACCAUUGCAUGUUCACAAGCUUGAGAACAAUACUAUCGUGGACAUUGGACAUGACUCACAUGAGCUGCAUGCAGUAUUUUCAUUUCAAAUACGUCUAGUGUUGUGGCAAUGUGUGUCCACCAAAAAUGGGGCUAAUCACAUUGUAGCAGAAUUCAAGAUUUCUAUUUGAUUGAUGUUUUUUUGGCAAUAUGCACCGUGGAGGAUACGUUUAUUGUUUGUUUAAAAUAAUUCUUGAUUUCUGAUUGGCUAACACCCAACGGUGAAGAUACCAUUUUAACUAAAUGGCUGACCAAAUCUGGAGUUGUGAGCUGUGACAUCAAUACGAUUAAAAACAGUUCCUGCACGUAUGACAUCAACUGGUGCAAUAUGCAUGACGUCAUGCCAUUAAUUAAUGCAAUGUUGCAUUAAUGACUUCUCCUUCGUCCGCUUGCUGAUUUUGGGAAAGCAAAAUUUUAAAUUUUAAUCUAUACAAAAUCCUUCUGCAGUACUAUAAUAAGUAGCAAUUUAGUAUUAAAUUUAAUAUUAUAUUUUGUAAUAUUCUUAUUACUAGCAUUAUGAAUUCUCUGGUGAUUGUUCUCUUCCUAUCUGGCAUUGUGGCAAUGAUUAUGUUGAGAACCUUACACGAAGAUGUUGCUCGAUAUUGCCAACUGGAAACCUGCGUAAGUUGCACAUUAUACAGUAUAGAUUUGGGUAAAUUUGUGUGCAUGCUACUCAAUUACAGUCAAACGCAUGUUCUCUUGCGAGCAACAUUGCAAUAUUGUCCCACAAUAUUGCAAUUUUGAUAGGGAGAUUGCUCUGAGCAAUUUGAAACGGACGCGAACAAAUUGCAAGUUGAAAUUCACAAAAGAUUUGUAAACAAAGCCUCUGAUUGGACUAUUAGAAAGAGGGAAGCACCAAUCCAGUUGCUCAGACUAUUUGAUUGGCUUCCCUCUUUCUUAUAAUCCAAUCAGAGGCUUUGUUUACAAAUCUUUUGUGAAUUUCCAACUUGCAAUUUGUUCGCGUCGGUUGCAAUUUGCUCAGAGCAAUCUGCCUCUCAAAAUUGCGAUAUUGUGUGACAAUAUUGCAAUAUUGCUCGCAAGAGAACAUCCGAUUUGACUGUAAGGGGUUGUACUUUCACUCAAAAUUGCGAGACCAUAUAUUUUUUUGGCUGACAUCUGUUACUAAUUCACCCAUUCACAAUCUCCUCCACCAAGUGGUAUUAAAGGCACUGUUAUAUGUUAAUUAAAUUAAAUUUAAUUAUAAAACAAGAUGGGCAACAGCAGGAAGCGGUUAAAAUAUGGGUCAAAAAUAUAAUCCCAAGCAUUAAGAAUUUACGGGGAAAUUAUAAAAGGUCUCUGUAGCUAUUCUCAACUUUCUUUCAUGAAUGAAUUUGGUCAAACACAAUUUUGCCUUUAGAAACGCAUCAUUUGCAGCCCUUGAAACUCAGGUCCACACUCGGCAGCCGCCGAUUUAGUUGGGAACUGCAUACAAAGCAUUUUACUGCUAUAGAUUUUGGUGGGCAAAACCUUGCCGAACUACUUUAAAAAUCAUCACAGCAAUUUUUACAUGAACGCACUUUUCACAUACACGUUUUGUAGGAAAACUAUUUACUACAAUUUUCAGUUGAGCGUGAAUGUGGCAUAGUUGUGUCGCAAUGUUUCGACAACAAUAGGGUUUUGUUCGCCAAUGAUAGAUAUAAAUUAAAUCAAUUUUUGGCGACGUAAGUAUAGAUUGAGAAUUAUCGUUUUCAGUUCGGCAAUUGCUGGCCGACAUGUGUUGGUUGGAAACUUGUUCAUGGUGAUGUUUUCCGUCCUCCUGGCAAAGGCAUGCUACUCUCUGUCAUGUUGGGUACUGGUACUCAGGUUGUCACCAUGACUUCAAUAACACUUGGUAAGAUAGGUUUAAACCUAUUUUAUAUAAUAACUACAGUGAAACACGCAAUUUGAUUGCAGAUCAAUAGCCGUGCAGGAUCAGGCUAUCCUGCACUAGGAAUUAAAAUGCCUUUCGCGGGAUUUUCGGUAAACAAUUACCAAAUGGUUUUCCAAGCAGGAUAGCGUGAUCCAUGCCCUUGGGAUGUUGCUGGACUUUCGGAAAGCAUAAAAAUACACUCGCCUGCGGCUCGAGUAUUUUUACGCUUUCCGAGAGUCUCGCGACAUCCCUCGUGCAUGGAUCACGCAAUCCUGCACGGAAAACCAUUCGGUAUUCCUUUAUUAAUGCAUAGAAAGCACAAUUUCUUUUGCUAAAAUUAAAGAGAUUGAUUACAUAUCUAAUAUGUCUCAGCCAAGAACUCAUUAUCCCCGAGCCAACGGCGCGGAGCGCCGUUCUGGGCGUAAGCCCGGGGCGAGGGUACUAAUUCCUCCCGGCUAUUUACAUCCGGGGAAAGGAACAGAGACGUCGCUAUAGGGGGGGGGGGUGUAACACCCCCCCUCAAUAAUUCAAACGUUGGUCAAAGUUGGUCAAAAUGGAAGUGAUAUUUGCCCAAAGUUGGUCAAAAUGGAACUGAUAUUUGCUUAAAAUUGAAGGUAAAACUGGGAAAAAUUUGGUAAAAGUUUGGGAUAAAAGAUGGUCGAAGUUGCCCAAAGUUAUGAAAUGGUUCGCAAUUUUAACAAUUUUAAAGCUUUUUGUUACGUUUGCUAUGAAAAAAUUGGAAGUUUUGGUCAUCUUGGUCGAAAAAUUUUGAAUUUGCUUAUGUUGGUCCGGAAAAAUGUGUUUGUAGAAAACGGUGAUUAUUUUCGCUUUAUUCGUCGUAAAAGGGUUUAAAAACACGCUCGAAAAACUACAUAUUUUUCCUUUAUUUUAUGUUCCAAAAAAAUAUCUCGUCAACAAAACAAGAAAAACCGGUUUUAUCUAAUUAUGUAAAAUUACUGUAACGUAAACAAGUCUGCGAUCACGUGAAUGUCACGAUUGUUACAGUGUUUGACUAUGCUUAUGUUAGUCCAGAAAAUUUUUUAACUCCCCCCCCCCAUUUUUACGACUUGGUCAAAAUCCUAGGAAAUGGUAAAAACAUGACCCCCCUAAUGUUGAUGGCUUCGCUGGAAAGGAACACGCUAGCGGAGUCUAAAGUUGAUCAAUAUCGUGGGCGCAUGACUAUGAUCCAAGGGUGAACCAGUCACUGGGGUGGACCUCCUCACUGAUCUCAAAAAUAUUGCGGAUUGCCAGGAGUGAGAAAAGCAAGAUUUCAAUUUUCAAAGACAAAUAUUUGGAAAAUCGUUUUAUAUACAAGAGCAGUGAAGCAAUUUUUGUUUGAAGAAAUAAGAAGAAUUUGUUUACUAUGAGAAAUCGUGAUAUAUGGGGCAAGUUUGCUUUGAGUGUUUAAUGUUUAUGAAUAUUGUUGCUUUACGGCUUUACUUUUUGCCUAAAACAUGAACUGUAUUCCUUUCGAACAAAGCUUCCCAAAUUACCCUGUGUUCAGUGUUGGCCAUUCCUGCAUACUUCAUGUUAAUUCAAUGUUUGGAAAUAUAGGCGAGGGGUUACUGCAUGCAUGUAUUUUUAGUAUAUAUAUAUAUAUAUAUAUAAUAAUAUGUUUCUUGUCUGUAACUUUCUUCCUUGAUCAUUACAUAGUGUUUGCUUGUCUUGGAUUCCUAUCACCAGCAAAUCGUGGAGCACUAAUGACUACUGUUUUGGUAAGCCUCCUUAAAACAGCUGUAUAUUAAGAACUCAUUACAUGUAAAUGUAGUUACUCCGUGUUGGUCAACACUAGCAAGCUGACUGAGAUCGCUUGAGGGCGUUGAGAACCUAGACCGCGGUCCUUCGGUUUUCUGGUUCACUCCCCUACCACUCGGAACAUUACAGUAUAUUGCCUCUGUAUUCAAUGAGGUAGCUACGGAUUGAAAGGUACAACUAGCUACCUUAAAAAUAUAAUCAGAACUUCCGAUCGACGUUUCGAGCAAAGACCUUCGUCGGAAAGUUAAUUUGUAAUAUACUGUACAGUAUAUGUGUGGAGUGUGUGGGGCCUCAGUGGCACAGUAGUGGAGUUUCGGUGGCGCUGUCGUCAGAACAAGCGCCUUUCAUCUCUGAGAUCCUGGCUUCGAUUUUCCCUACGGACUCAUGUGAAAAGUGUCUGUCAUCGUUCUGCUGAAAGUCGUUGGUUUGCUCCUGGCUCUCCAGUUUCCUCCCACAGGGAAAGUUGAGAGGAUGGAUUAGGAUAACAGUUAGAACUGCAAUAUCACAAUUGUAAAGAUAAAUUGUCUAAGCUAAGUAUAAGUAGUACAGGUAAGCAUAAUACUUGAUGUAAUUGGUCACUGAAAAGUGUAAAGCCCCCAAAGGUCAUGGGGAGUGAACCGAAUAAUGAUAAUGUAUGAAACUAGAAUUUGACCGUAUUAUGUAAUGACGUGUUUAACCCAAUGUAGGUAUUGUUUGUCUGCCUUGGUGGAUUUGCCGGAUAUGUUGCGGCCCGAAUCUACAAAUGUAAGUUUAUAUACGGUCGAAGCUGUAUUAAUAAGCCAUGCUUGUAUAAGGAAUUGUUUUUAGUCAAUUCAAUGUCAUGUAUAUAUGUACGUAUUCAUGUUCUGUUUGUUUCUUCUGUAGUAUUUGGUGGUGAACGAUGGAAAACCAACGUCGUAAUGACUUGCUUUUUGUUUCCGGGGUAUGUAAUCGUAUUAAUAGUAAUUUAUCUCUAUAAUUUUCUCGCGCGAAUCGACAAUAUUCUCUAAUUUGGAGAUGAGCUGAUUAAUCCGAAAUUUGAAAUAAUCGGUCAUGUCCAGAAAUCCCGGACAUAAUUUAUUCUAACUCCAUGAAAAUUUACAGAUCACUUUGAAAUAUGGCUUUAACUGUAACCAGUAAAUUGUACAACGCGAUGAGGUAAAUCGCAAAAUCUAAGAAUAUGGUAGAUCGUUUGCAAAUUGCCGAAGUCGCUGGUGCUAAAUCGAAGUUUGUCGAUGUAUCUUGUGUAAUUUUGGCCUGGUUUAACUUGCUGUUUUUCCCGCUUUUUAGUUCAUUCCUAGUGCGGUAUUUUUAUAUAUAUAGAGUUAAAUAGACAAAUGCAGUUAAAAUUAACUUCGGUACAAAUAUAGAAAAAGCAGGAAAGGUAGUAACUUAAAUCAGGCUAAUUUUACACUAAAUUCUUCGACAGGCUUUGUUUUGCAUCCAGCUGACCAUAGUUUUAAAUUCAGGGAAAGAUUAUUAUUAUAACCGGAUGUUAUUGGACUCUUAGCGGAACAUACGUGUUAGGGUUUCCAUCAAAUUUUCAAGUUGCAAAUCGUCAACCUAACAAAUUUCGUACAUGAUUUUAUACAACUCUUUUCCAAUUGUUUAAGAAGGAAAUAAACGAACUAACCUAACGCACAUGCAGUCGUCUAUUAUGACUGGCAACAACGAUAAUCGGUAGAUGCCAAUUAAUUAAUCCGCCGAUUAUUCAGUAUAAUUACACUGUAGUCUUCAAAUAAUCUUCAACUAGUCGGCAUUAUGAUCAAUCCUUAAUUCAAAUACAUGUAUCAAUACAUGUAUCAAUCCUUAAUUCAAAUAAAUGUAUAACGGUUUAAAGUCAUAAAACCUUUGCUACACAGCCUUACGUCAUUGUUAGAUUAGGAUUCGGACUAUGGUUUGGAUAUGGGUUAGGAUGGGGAAAAGGAGUGGGAUAAAGAUUGUAUAAAGAUGAGAUAUUGUUAUAUAGUUAGUGUCAAAGUUCAAUUUUUCUGUUUGCCGAUUGGUCAAAACCGUAUCACGUGCCGGUCCACAAAACGUCAUGUUCACUGCAUGCUUUGACGAGAAGGCAACCUGUCAACAAUGAAACAUUUAUUGACCGGUCCACAAUAGAAUGGGUGCAAUGCGCGUCAACCAUGAAGUUCCAAAGUUCAUUUUUUAAACUUUUUAUUAAACAUUUACGGCGUUCCAUUUAUCCAGUUUUGGUUUCAAAUUAAAUCCACUCCAAUAAACGGUGAAUUAUUCAUAUUUUGACACGUAUAUACUAUAUAACAAAACACUUAUUUACUGAGACCUCGGGAAACAGUGUGUUUUGUGGCCCCUCGACAGCCGUCAUUGCCUCUGUUUCGCCUCGGGCAACAGUGGCGGGUUCAAAAAACACACUGUUUCCCUCGGUCUCAGUAAAUUGAUAAUUGCAUGUUUAAGGAUAAUAAAAUUGUUCUACUGAGUGUAUAAAAUAAUAUCUGAUGCAAAGAAAUUGACCGAUUCAAAGAAGUGUAACGUGUUUCUGGCUGCCAUUUGGUGUAAUCUACCCGUAUAUACAUCUUACUCUCAGUAUCUUUUAAAUAGAAUCAUCUUCGCAAUUUUCUUUGUGUUAAACUUGGUAUUGUGGGCCGAACAGUCUUCUGCUGCCAUUCCAUUUGAAACAUUAAUCACUUUACUUGCCUUGUGGUUUGGAAUCUCUGUCCCGCUCGUAUGUGUUGGAGCGUAUUUUGGUUUCCGAAAGCCAGUAAGUUAUGAAUUGUUUCAGUAUACAGGGUGGUUAUCGAAAUUUAGGGUCAUUUUGUUCGGUACAACUAAUAAAUGGGCUUUUUGUAGAUGGAAAAUUCACUGUAUGUACAUUUUUAGUCCUAUAUACUGUGACUAGGAGCAGUUUCGAAAAAUGCAACACUGGUUUGAAUCUGGGAGGAAACGAGAAAUUGCGUGAGAACACGAGCACGAAGUGCGAGUUUUUCCACGCAAUUUCGAGUUUCUCGCAAACUUCCACAACUGUUUCUAUAUAUAACUUUAUCGCAACACGGAAAAAAUGUUUUCUAUUUCGUUUAUUAAAUAGCCUUUUAAAAACAAUAAAAAAGAUAAAUUUAUUGAUUUAAUUACAUUCAUUCAUUAUCUUAUACGUUCGUGCAUAAAAGGAUAAUUAAAGUGCCCAUGACAUGAAAUUUUGGUGUAUGAUUUGAUACUUUUUGAUGCGCUGAUUAUCGUGGUAAUAUUUAUUUUUUAAUCACAAUGCGAGAAAAUGCUUGUAUUUGGGUACAGCCAUUAGAAUUUUUAACAAACAUUUUCCAGGAGACUGGAACCUAGUGUGACGUCACACGUUAGAGUCAGCACUGACUUUCAGUCUCUUGUAAACAAGUUCUAUACAAAAGUUAACACUUUGGCUUUAGUGUUUUAAACACAAUUUCUGCAGUUUUGACAUGUCUUUCCAUUUCACAAAGGAAAGGUAGAUCUAAAAUGUAUUUGGAAGUGCGUCUUUGUACGCGUUUUAAGCGAGCGAUGAGGUCGAUGGUUUGCGAAGACCAAAUUUGUGUCGCAUAUCCCAUUUGCGAUCGAACAAGUGUUAUACAGCUAUUUCAAUUAAGGUUGUCCACGAGCAAAGCGGGAAAGUCGAAUACGAGCGCGAAAGGCUGCUGGGAAUCGCUAACAAAUUAAUGAAUUUUCAAAGCGAUUCCCAUUCCCAUUUCGCGCUCGUAUUCGACUUUUCCGUUUUGCUCGUGAACAACCUUAAUUGAAAUAGCUGUAUAUAGUGUCCGACGGGCUUUACAGUUCUUGAUUGUUCUUGUUGAUCUUUUGAUGAAACCCAACAUUUUAUUUGCUGUUGAGCGUUGUUCCAAUACCUGUUUGUGCCAAGUCAAAUUGUUUGAUAUCCAUACGCCGCUCAUUUUCAACGUUUUCUAAUAUGCUAUCUUGUAAAGAGUACAUGGAUACUUGAUCUUCCGAUGUUUUCGGGUGACUCGCAGAGCUUUACAUUUGGAAGUGUUUAAGUGAAGACCCACAUCUGAAGAACUUGAUUAAAAAUUACUCGGGUCCUCCUGUAAGGAUGCAGCAUCACCGAUAUUAUGGAUUUCUUUGAAGAUUUUAGUGUUGUUAGCGUAUGUUGCAAUGGAUGAAUUCUUCAUAUAACAAAAAUAACACCAGUCCGAGAAUAGAGCCCUGAUGCACCCCUGAUGUUAGUUGACUAGGUGAAGAUGUUGCACCGAGGAUGGUUGUUUGUUGACGACGAUCUUGUAUGUAGGAGCGAAACCAGUUGAGAAUGUUACUCCAAAACCAAAUUCACAGAGACGAAGAAGAAGAAGAUGUUUAG